Vicia faba (fava bean) is the source of this 435-nucleotide messenger RNA. The record is from the annotation of a GenBank genome assembly. NCBI's taxonomy places the organism in Eukaryota, Viridiplantae, Streptophyta, Magnoliopsida, Fabales, Fabaceae.
AUGACUGAUGCUAAAUCCGCAUCACCCAUGUUGGCUCUAGAUACCAAAUUGUUAUGGCCCUUUGUCUGGGAUCAUGUUGACACAGUCCUAGACGCGGUAGAAGCUUUGUUUCGACCUAUAGUGAAGGCAUGUGCGAUUUACAACAAUUGGUGGCCCAUGUUAUCAGCUCUGAUGUAUGUGCUGGUGCCUAUGCCUUGCUUAUUCUUUGGAGGCGGGUCUACUCAUUUUAUGAUGAGCCGCGAGGGUGGGGGUUGGAUGGAUGCUGCAAAGUUUUUGACUGGAGCAUCAGCUAUGGGGAGCAUAGCCAUUCCUAUAAUCCUUAAGCAUGCUCACAUGAUUGAGACUGGGGCAAUGCUCAUUGAGCUUGUAUCGUUCUUCAUAUUUAUAUGUACAGUUAUGUGUUUCCACCAAGCGAGCCUUGAUGAUGAUUGGUAA